Messenger RNA from Clarias gariepinus (North African catfish), 3839 nucleotides. It is a transcript of the gene cmtr1, whose product is annotated as cap methyltransferase 1. Gene Ontology annotation, biological process: 7-methylguanosine mRNA capping. The record is from RefSeq and is a predicted model, not a curated record. Gene Ontology annotation, cellular component: cytoplasm; nucleus. The coding region runs from base 530 to 3040 and encodes 836 amino acids. Lineage: Eukaryota; Metazoa; Chordata; Actinopteri; Siluriformes; Clariidae. Gene Ontology annotation, molecular function: protein binding; methyltransferase cap1 activity; nucleic acid binding. The transcript has 25 exons.
GGAACGCGGGAUUAGUACGCAGUUGACGUUGGAGGGAAUGUUAUUAUCCACAAAGUUGUUUCACUUGUAAAUGAUGUGGCGAAAAUAUCCACGUUGCGUUGGCUAUUUCUGCUCCUUUCGUACAUGUUUUAUCAUUAAAACGCCGACGGGAGGGAAAUUUGCUGACAUUUAGCUUAGCAAGCUAGCCUUAUCCUGUCCCUGUUUGUGAAGUAGUUGAUUAUUUGCAUUUUUAAUCAAAUCUGCUUUGCGAAAGUGUGCAAAAGUGCAUCAUAUUGGUUUCAUCAGAACUAGAACCUGGCUAAAACCUGGCUCCAGUUUAGGUUUCCAGAUAAAAGGGAGCGAGAAGGAGAUCGGACCAAAAGAAGAAGAAGAAGAGAUCAGAAACCCUGGCCAGGAUUUAUUCUUUUUAAAAGUUUAACUUUAUUUGAGACAGGCAUGACUUGUCUCAGUUAAGCAGAAAAAACAAAACAAAAAAAACAACCAACCUCAAGAUCAUCUUAAAGCGAUAAAGAGUUCACCUGCAGCCACCAUGAAGAGAAGACUAAAUGCAUCGGACAAGGCGAUAAAGUGGAAGAAGGCCAAACGGGACGAGGCCAGCUCCGACGAAGAUGACGAGUCCUCGCAGAAAACCACAAGCCACGAUUCGAGUCAGAGCGAGUCUCUCAGUGACGGCGAAGACCAGAGACCCAGUUUCUCCAAACCGUCCGUCUCCAACGAUGCCUCGGGCGGCGAAGCUUCACAGAGCGGCAACGACUUCUCCAUGUACAACAGCGUCUCUCAGAAGCUCAUGGCCAAAAUGGGUUUUAAAGAAGGGGAAGGUUUGGGAAAGUUUGGUCAGGGGCGGAGAGAGAUCGUGGAGGCGUCUACCCAGCGCGGGAGGAGAGGUCUGGGUCUGAUGCUGCAGGGGUUUGAGGGAGAUCUCAACGUCGAGUGGAAGGACGAAAUCGAGCCUAGUGCUUUUGAAGAAGUGUCCUGGUUCCCAGAAUGCACUACGGAAAUGCCAGACUCGGACGAGCUGAGAGACUGGAUGACUAUAGGCGAGAGGAAACUAAGGAUCGAGGACGAGACCGAGUUUUGUUCAGAGGAGCUUCUUCACGCGUUGCUACGCUGCAAGAGUGUGUUUGAUAAUUUAGAGGGUGAAGAAAUGAGGCGGGCUCGUACAAGAUCCAACCCUUAUGAAACGAUACGAGGUGCUUUCUUCCUCAACAGAGCUGCGAUGAAGAUGGCAAACAUGGACCAUGUGUUCGACUACAUGUUUACCAAUCCAAAGGACUCCCAAGGGAAACUCGUAUUUCGCGAUAAGGAAAGCGAGCUGCUAUAUUUCGGUGACGUGUGCGCUGGGCCCGGAGGAUUUUCCGAGUACGUCCUGUGGCGGAAACGUUGGCACUCCAAAGGCUUCGGCAUGACUCUGAAAGGAGCUAAUGAUUUUAAACUCGAGGACUUCUACUCUGCCCCCAGUGAACUUUUUGAACCUUAUUAUGGUGAAGGUGGCAUCGACGGUGACGGAGACAUCACGCGUCCCGAGAACAUCAGUGCGUUUCGCAAUUUCGUCCUGGAGAGCACGGAAAAGCGAGGGCUUCACUUCCUCAUGGCUGACGGCGGCUUCUCAGUGGAGGGGCAGGAGAACCUGCAGGAGAUCCUGAGCAAGCAGCUUCUGCUCUGCCAGUUUCUCACCGCCUUGUCCACCGUCAGAACAGGAGGCCACUUUGUGUGUAAGACGUUUGACCUGUUCACACCCUUUAGUGUGGGUCUGAUCUACCUGCUGUAUUUCUGCUUCGAUAGAGUGUCGCUCUUCAAACCAGUCACCAGCAGACCCGCCAACUCUGAGAGGUAUGUGGUGUGUAAAAGUCUGAAGCCAGGCUCUGAUGCAGUCAGAGAUUACCUGUUCAAGGUGAACCUGAAGCUGAACCACCUCAGGAACUCGGACAGCGACGUCACAGAAGUGGUGCCUCUGCACAUCAUCAAAGGAGACACAGACUUCUACCAGUACAUGAUGGACUCCAACGAGAGUCAUUGCGCUGUGCAGAUCAAAGCUCUCGCUAAGAUCCAUGCCUUUGUGAGAGACACGACGCUGUCUGAGCCGAGGCAAGCUGAUAUCCGCAAGGAGUGUCUCAGACUAUGGGGGAUUCCUGAUCAAGUCAGAGUAGCGCCGUCUCCUUUAGACCCCAAAUCCAAGUUCCACGAGCUCAUAAACAGAUCAGAUGUCGACCGCUUUAACUCACGGCCCACAGCCCUCAACCUCACCACUUUGGACAAACUGGAGCAUGUAUUGGACCACCGGUGCAUCGUCGGAGGAGGAGAACAGAUUUUUCUCCUGGGGCUUGGGAAAUCUCAGAUCUACACAUGGGAUGGCAAAUCUCCUGUGCGCUGGAAGAAGCUGGAGGGCUUUAAACUGGAGCUGCCCAGAGACACUCUGCUGAGUGUGGAGAUUGUGCAGGAGCUCAAGGGAGAGGGUAAAGCCCAGCGUAGGAUCAACGCCGUUCAUGUCCUCGAUGCUCUGGUUCUCAACGGCACCGAUGUCAGAGAGCAGCAUUUUAACCAGAGAAUUCAGAUGGCUGAGAAGUUUGUGAAAGCUGUGUCUAAACCCAGUCGGCCCGAUAUGAACCCUAUACGAGUAAAAGAGGUGUAUCGUUUGGAGGAGAUGGACAAGAUCUUCCUAAGAUUGGAAAUGAAGGUAACCAAGAGCUCUGGUGGAAUGCCGCGGCUGUCCUACACGGGCCGCGACGAUCGCCACUUCCUGCCCAGCGGCCUUUACAUCAUCAAAACGGUCAGAGACCCGUGGACGAUGGCGUUCAGUUCAAGGUCGAAGAUGAAAUUCUUUUAUAAUAAACAGACAAAACAGUCCACCUACGUCAUGGAUCAGAGCGCUAUAGCGCCUUUUGACGUCUGCCAUCAUGAAAGAUUGUUUUGGGCCUGGGAGGAAGGGGUCAGAGUUCACGACUCCCAGAACCGCAUCGAUCCCCAGAAGCUCUCAAAAGACCAAGUUCUGUCCUUCAUCCGGAAACACAGUCACCAGUGGGAGAGCCGUGAUGGAGUGUGAAGUCUCUCCCUAUCAGCAGAGGGCGCUGUGGUGUGCAGAAGAGGACGUCGUAGUCAAUUAAAAAUGACUUUCAUACUGUGCUCAAUCUAAACUGCAAUUAAGUUGAACCUUAAUUUAUUUUACAGUCAGAACGCGUUCUAUCUGUGAGGUAUUUACACAAAAUAUGCAAGGAGCGUUCAUGUCAAACCGGGACUUUAGAUUUUAUAAAAAGACAAGAAUCAGAGUAAAAUCUAACUUUUUUUCUCCAUAUCAUGCCCUGCUACGCUUAUCCCAGCAUUUCAUUAGUGUUUCACGGGAACGGCUGCAGCGUGCACCGAGCCGCUUUAGCCUGGAUCGUCAUUCACGGUCAUUCAACCUUUUUUAAAAAAAUAAACGUUUGCAUCAUUCAAAUAAGAGUCUUAUCACCGUACUGUGCUUGAAGUCAAACGGUUUUACGCCUUCAUUCACAAUGAAGUUCAUCACAAGUCCUGGUUUGACUUGAACACCCCUCAUAGACGCUUGAAGAUGCUUCGGCUUCAUAAAGCCGAUAAACUAAUAUACUGCUCACUACCCAGUCAUACAAUGCAUGGCGAUAUAGGACUCUACAUUGCCUUUUCUGUGCACAGCCUGUUGCCUUUCUCGCCUCCUUUGGGUUUUGUUUUGCUUGUAAAUGUUGUUUGAAUGAGGCAGGCAUGUUUCAUUUCUAUGGCCUUCUUUUGAGCUUGAGAGUAACCUUGAUAAUAAUGUAAAAAGAUCACUUCCUGGAGUAUUUUCUUCUUCUUCUUCUUCUAUUAAACAAAAUGGAUGUCAGUGUCCUUGA